Emiliania huxleyi CCMP1516 is the source of this 800-nucleotide messenger RNA. RefSeq lists its product as hypothetical. Gene Ontology annotation, biological process: protein dephosphorylation. NCBI's taxonomy places the organism in Eukaryota, Haptophyta, Isochrysidales, Noelaerhabdaceae. The transcript has 4 exons. The record is from RefSeq and is a predicted model, not a curated record. The annotation marks the transcript as partial. Gene Ontology annotation, molecular function: protein serine/threonine phosphatase activity.
UUAUGGCCGACUCUCCGACAAAGGGCGCUGAGUCGCUAGCCUCGGCGGGGCUGCCAUCGAGCGACGACGGCGGGCUAGCCUCGGCGGGGCUGCCAUCGAGCGACGACGGCGGGCUCGCCGUCGUCGAGAGAGCGUGGUCGUGCCAGCUGGGGACGGAACAGCGCGAGCUGAAGGGUGAGGACCGGUUUGCCUCGCGGCGGCUGUACGCUACGCCGGAGGACAUGGAGGCAUCCGUCCACUCGGUGCACUCCACGCAGGGCAAUUCGCGGCAGGUGGUGGUGGGCCAGGAGGACAUUAUCGUCGUCCUGGUCGCCGACGGACACGGAGGCCGCCAAGCCUCGCAGUACUGUCGCGACCACCUCCUCGACUACUGGGUCGAGCAGGCGGCGGACGACCCGUGCUCGGAGUCCCUGCUCAAGGCGUCCGAGGCGUCGUGCGAGCGGGUGCACCGGGAGAUCAAGGGCUUCACCACGGCGGGCUCCACCAUCACGAUCGUCGCCCUCAACCUUGUGCGCGGCGAGCUCUCUGUCGCAAACCUCGGAGACUCGGAGGCGUGGCUGGUGCCGCGGGGCGCGGGCGCGCCUAUCCGGCUGACUGAGGACCACCGCCUCGACUCGUCCGAGCCGGAGCGGGCGCGCGUGCUCGCCAUGGGCGGCCUGAUCGCCCACGCCAAGAACCGCAACGGCGACCCCGCCGGCCCGCUCCGCCUCUGGCCGGGAGGCAUCGCCCAGGCGCGCGCCGUCGGCGAUGCGGACGUCGGAGACUACGUGAUGGCGACGCCGUACACGCAGACCGUCGCG